CGCCUAACACUAGCUUCGUAAUGAGGUAUAGUUCAGUCAAAACUGAUCCCGCUACAGACUCGGAGCUAGCAUCGAUUUCACCUUGACGGAAAUAUGGCGUCGGCUACGAAAAUUAUCCAGAGACUGAGAAAUUUUUUGGCAGGGCGAGAUCUCCAGUCAAAACUACAACUUCGGUACACUGAAAUUUCAAAAAGGACUCAGCCACCCCCUAAUCUUCCCGUUGGACCGAGUCAUAAAUUUGCAAAUAACUACUACUGUCAGAGAGACGGACGAAGAGAAUCUCUUCCACCAACUGUGGUCAUGUCUUCUCAGAAGACCCUGACAGCCGGAAGUGAGGCUUCUAGAGAACUCAAACGCCCUGUUAUUCCAGGCAUGCCACCAAAAGAACUUCCACUGAGCGUUGACUAGAUUUUCAUUGUAAAAAAUGUAUUAUUCUCAAUAAAAGAUGCGUAUAUACAAGAAAUGUA
Molecule: messenger RNA, 467 nt
Organism: Puntigrus tetrazona (Sumatra barb)
Lineage: Eukaryota; Metazoa; Chordata; Actinopteri; Cypriniformes; Cyprinidae
Gene: ndufa7
Product: NADH:ubiquinone oxidoreductase subunit A7
Exons: 4
Coding region: 94-408 (104 amino acids)
Biological process (GO): ATP synthesis coupled electron transport; mitochondrial electron transport, NADH to ubiquinone
Cellular component (GO): mitochondrial inner membrane
Source: RefSeq, a predicted model, not a curated record